CUUCGUAAGUCCCUAACAAACUGCACUGGUCCUGGCUGGGGCUUAAGUGGUGUACGAUGGACCGGAUCACUGAAUGGAAAGGAACGGUCCUACAGUGAACGAGAAUCCAAAUGUUAUUUAGGCAAUGGCAGGUGGAAAGAUUACACAACCAGCCCUGAACAGGAGGCUGAGGAAAUGGAGGAUCUGUAUGAGGAACCUGUUUGAUUCAGAAGAGGGUUUUCAGCGGAAAAGACACACUCGUUCAUCCGCCCUCCUGUGUGACAACAACAAGCAGAACAAGGCUGGCAGCAGACAACAGGCAUCUAACUCAGUAGGCAACGCUAGCACGGAGGUUAGGAGCCCAGAACGACCCGGGGACCAAGCAACAGUCGUUAAAUCCACUGGAUCCAAGAGAACGCCGGCAAAGUUGACUAUUACGGUAUGCAGCCAGAUGGGAAGCCUGGGCAUCAGCAUUGCUGGAGGAAAGGGGUCGUCUCCAUAUAAAGCCAAUGAUGAAGGAAUCUUCAUUUCCAAAGUAUCCAGAGGAGGUCCUGCUGAUCUUGCGGGUGUGCAGGUUGGAGAUAUGAUGCUGGAGGUCAACGGAAUAAAUCUGCAAAACGUGACGCAUUAUGAAGCAGUGAGCGCCCUGAAGAAUGCUGGCACAGUGAUUAAGAUGGUUAUCUUGAGGGACAGGGCUGCGGCAACUGACAAUGUGGUUAGCUCUGACUCAGACACUGCUGACGCUGAUGGCAUGAGGGUCGCCCAUCACAGUGAGUGCUGCAGCCGUGUAAACCAUCAGGCCGCCAGCAGGGACGAACCUGGAUCAGGGGAAAAGAAGCCAACCACCUGCAAUGGAAACAGCACGGUUAGUAGGAUUCUCGGAAAUCUGAAUUGCACUGAAUAA
This is a messenger RNA of Callorhinchus milii (elephant shark), 883 nucleotides long. Its product is annotated as protein scribble homolog. The transcript has 5 exons. Bases 125 to 883 code for a protein of 252 amino acids. Gene Ontology annotation, cellular component: postsynaptic density; postsynaptic membrane; adherens junction. NCBI's taxonomy places the organism in Eukaryota, Metazoa, Chordata, Chondrichthyes, Chimaeriformes, Callorhinchidae. Gene Ontology annotation, biological process: neurotransmitter receptor transport postsynaptic membrane to endosome; neurotransmitter receptor transport, endosome to postsynaptic membrane. The record is from RefSeq and is a predicted model, not a curated record. Gene Ontology annotation, molecular function: protein binding.